Heterobilharzia americana is the source of this 588-nucleotide messenger RNA. NCBI's taxonomy places the organism in Eukaryota, Metazoa, Platyhelminthes, Trematoda, Strigeidida, Schistosomatidae. The record is from the annotation of a GenBank genome assembly.
AUGGCUGAGCAUUCAGGUGACGAAGGUGAUUGGGAAGAUGGAGUCAAAAACAAGUACAAGCCACCUGAGAAGCGUACUUUAGAGGAACUUAAGAGUCUGGAUAAGGAAGAUGAAAGCUUGCAGAGGUACAAACAAGCUCUUUUGGGCUCUGCAGUUUCUGGUAUCACUGCUCCAUUCCCAGAUAAUCCUUCAAAUGUGGUUGUUGAGAAGUUCUGUAUACUUGUCGAAGGGCAGCCCGACAUUGUGUUUAAUUUACGAGAUGACCUUUCUGCCCUCAAAUCCAAAUCAAUUCAAAUUGUAGAAGGUUCCAGUUACCGCAUUCAGAUUGAAUAUUAUGUGCAGCGAGAUAUUGUUUGUGGACUUCGUUUCAAACAAUGGACAAGUAGAGGUCCUAUUCGAGUUGACAAAGUAUCCGUUAUGAUUGGAAGUUAUGGUCCUCAAACUCAACCGUAUGUGUGGACAUCUGAACCUGAGGAAGCGCCUAAAGGCACUUUAUCAUGUGGUACCUACAACAUUAAAAGUCAGUUCACUGAUGAUGAUAAAACAAACUACGUCACGUGGGAAUGGUCUAUCAAAGUGGUCAAAUAG